Messenger RNA from Solanum pennellii, 2021 nucleotides. Its product is annotated as carboxyl-terminal-processing peptidase 2, chloroplastic. The transcript has 14 exons. Gene Ontology annotation, biological process: proteolysis. NCBI's taxonomy places the organism in Eukaryota, Viridiplantae, Streptophyta, Magnoliopsida, Solanales, Solanaceae. Bases 213 to 1799 code for a protein of 528 amino acids. Gene Ontology annotation, molecular function: protein binding; endopeptidase activity; serine-type peptidase activity. The record is from RefSeq and is a predicted model, not a curated record.
AAAUAAAAAAAAAAAAUCAUCGGGAAAGCUUUUUAAAAGAAAAAGAAAAACGAUAAUAAACAGAAUUGAAAAGAAUCUUUUGUGGCUGAAAUUUGGCUACCAACUGAAAUCGUUUCGUUUCAUUUCUGAGCUAGCAAUGGAAGCUCUACUGGGAAGUUCGCAUUCUCCUUCAUUCACCAUCACCAGAAGAAACCCCAUUACUUCUUUUAAGUAUGAAUGGUAGUAGAAGAAACCCAAUUAUUUCUUUUAAGGUGCUUUCAUGGAACUCUUUGUACAGCGGAAGUAAUAAAUCUCGAGUAUAUCAUCCUAUAUUGUGUCUGAAAAGAAGUGGCAAUGACAACUCUGGAAGUUGCUCUCCUUCAUGCUACAUUGAGCAAAUGUACAGAAACAGAAUGUUUUCUCAGCCAAUCCGGAGGUGUAAAAAAAUAUUCAUAGAUAAGCAAAGUUUGCUGGUUAUACAAAAUGGCUUAGCUUUUAUACCAAGAAAAUUCAAAUCCAGUCUCCGCAAAACAUUAAAGCAUUCUGAACUUUUUAAGAGUAUAGUACCUGAGAUAUUUGUUCGGUCCUGCAUAGGACUAAUGCUGGUUAUGGCAGUUAAUGCUGCUGUUGUCAAAGCGCCUUCUUUUGCUCUCACUGAAGAAAAUCUACUUUUCUUGGAGGCAUGGAGAACAAUUGACCGUGCAUAUAUUGACAAGACCUUCAAUGGUCAAAGUUGGUUUAGGUACCGAGAAGACGCUCUACGAAAUGAACCAAUGAACACAAGGCAGGAAACAUAUGCAGCAAUAAAAAAGAUGCUCGCCACUCUGAAUGACCCUUUCACCCGUUUUCUGGAGCCUGAAAAGUUUAAAAGUUUGCGGUCGGGAACUCAAAAUGCACUUACUGGAGUAGGGCUGUCAAUUGGCUAUCCAUUGGGGAAAAAUGAAUCGGCCUCUGGACUGGUCGUUAUCUCAGCUUCUCCAGGAGGUCCUGCAAAUAGGGCUGGCAUCUCAUCUGGUGAUAUCAUCCUACAAAUUGACAAUACCAGCACAGAAAACAUGGGUAUAUAUGAUGCAGCAGAACGGUUACAAGGACCUGAAGGAAGUGGUGUGGAACUAACUGUACUUCAUGGAUCCGAGAGAAGGCAGCUACCAUUAAUACGGGAAAAAGUUUCUCUGAAUCCUGUAAAAUCAAGAAUCUGCAAGCUACCCACUGGAGGAGAUGAUGCUCCUCUGAUCGGAUACAUCAAACUAUCAACAUUCAACCAGAACGCUUCUGGUGCUGUAAGAGAGGCGAUUGAAACCUUAAGGAAAAACAAUGUCAAGGCAUUUGUCUUGGACCUUCGGGAUAACAGUGGUGGUCUCUUCCCUGAAGGAGUUGAGAUAGCAAAAAUUUGGUUGGAUAAAGGUGUGAUUGUAUACAUUUGUGAUAGCCGUGGUGUUCGAGAUAUUUAUGACACGGAUGGGAGCAAUGUGGUAGCUGCUUCAGAGCCCCUAGCUGUGCUGGUAAACAAAGGGACUGCAAGUGCAAGUGAGAUUUUAGCCGGUGCUUUGAAAGAUAACAAGCGUGCACAGCUGUUUGGUGAACCAACAUAUGGCAAGGGUAAAAUCCAGUCUGUAUUCCAGCUAUCUGAUGGCUCUGGCGUGGCUGUUACAGUUGCUCGGUAUGAAACUCCUGCUCACAACGAUAUAGACAAGGUUGGUGUCACCCCGGACCAUCCUUUGCCAGCAUCAUUUCCAAAAGACGACGAGAGCUUCUGUAACUGCCUUCAAAAUCCUGCUGCUGCUUGCCACAUAGAUAGAGUCGAGUUGUUCUCAAAAUGACUCAAUCCUGCAAUCUGAAGAAAAUACCUUACUUUUUCAACAUUUUGUUUGUAGAUACCAUUGAUUCUUUAACCAGAUGCAUGCAUCUGAUGUUUGUACAUACAAAGAACCAAGAACAAAGGGACAACUCAAUUCCUAAUACUGUUGAACUCUUUGCUCUAAAAAGGGUCUAUUUUACCCUUGAGCUAUUCGAAAUGGAACAAUUGUGCCGUCUUCCUAAUA